AAACCCAUUCUAGUCCAAUUUUUGAACAGUUGUAUUGGAGUGGAUGUAACUAGUAAACGGAUGGAAUUGGUAGUUGAGCUAAAACUCGUGGAAUGGAUUACCUAAACCUUUAACUAAUUUACUUAAUUAUUGUCUCAUACAUAACAUCGGUAAACAAAACUGAAAACUCUAUUCUCCUUGUCCUUGGUCGGAUAAGAUAUUCGUUUUUCAGUUUUCCGUUAAAAUAUAUACAAAUUUUAUAUUCUCCAAUAAUUGAUCAAGAAUAUAUAUACCUUCAUAUUUAUUUAUAUAUUACCACUACUCUUUCAUGUCUCCUUCCAUUUUUUAUUUGUCUUUAAAUACUAUUCCAAUCUCAAACGAAAGAGUAUUUUGUCUCUUUCUCUUUCUUCUUCAUUUUCAUCAUCCUCUUCAAUCAUUUCUGUUUCUUUUCUUCUGUUCGAUUCAUUGCUCUCUAUACCAAACUUUAUUUUGUUCUUUUUAACAUUAUUAUAGUAGUGUUUCGGUUCUUUAUAUAAGUAGAAAUAUUUUUAUUGUUGUGUUUGAUUUGAGCAUGGCUACAAGAUUCAAAGGGAUUUAUAACAAGAGCUUCAAAUGUUUCUCCGACAUUUUUGAUGUGGAGGAGGAGGAAGAGAUGGAAAUUGGUUAUCCGACUGAUGUUCGACACGUGUCACAUAUCGGUUGGGAUAGUUCAUCCAGUAGUGCACCUAGUUGGCUACAUGAAUUCAAGACGAGCAACAACGUUUUAGAGCCAAACUCAUCGUGGCCAUUUCAAGAUUUGAAAUCAGCGAUGGAGGCAUUUGGAGAAGUUGAAAGCAGCAAAGAAAUGGAAAGAGAAUCACCAAAACAAAACCUAAAGAAGAAACUCUCUUUAAAAGCUUCUCUAUUGUGUAAUACAUGGUCACCAAGAUUCUCAAGAUCAAGCAAGGUCCUUGCUUAAUUAUUUUUCAUUUCAAUUUCCCAUGCCAUUGUUUAUAUAAUAAUAUAUAGAGCAUAUAGUGAGAUAUCAAUCUUAAUGUUUUCAUUCGAGAUAUGUCUUUUCAGAAGUGUGUACAAAUUAAUUUUCAUAUUGUCUUUGCAAUGAUAUUGGAAUGGUUUCACUAA
Molecule: messenger RNA, 1101 nt
Organism: Arabidopsis lyrata subsp. lyrata
Lineage: Eukaryota; Viridiplantae; Streptophyta; Magnoliopsida; Brassicales; Brassicaceae
Product: CRIB domain-containing protein RIC9
Exons: 4
Coding region: 551-937 (128 amino acids)
Source: RefSeq, a predicted model, not a curated record